Messenger RNA from Carassius gibelio (silver crucian carp), 9559 nucleotides. RefSeq names its product muscarinic acetylcholine receptor M2-like. Gene Ontology annotation, biological process: regulation of heart contraction; adenylate cyclase-activating adrenergic receptor signaling pathway. Gene Ontology annotation, cellular component: plasma membrane. Gene Ontology annotation, molecular function: G protein-coupled acetylcholine receptor activity. The record is from RefSeq and is a predicted model, not a curated record. NCBI's taxonomy places the organism in Eukaryota, Metazoa, Chordata, Actinopteri, Cypriniformes, Cyprinidae. The coding region runs from base 319 to 1803 and encodes 494 amino acids. The transcript is spliced from 2 exons.
UCCGCGCGAUACUGAUGCAGCUUAGACGCCUGUAAACCGAAGUGUGUUGAUGCUGUGACAAUGAUGCUGUGAAGGGACCUCCUGCGUCUCCUCCCCUCCCUCCUCCCUCCUUCCUCCUGCUCCCCCGCUCCUCGUUUCCACUCUUCAUUCCGCGUUCAGAAGAGAUGCGAGCGUCCAGCAUCAUGUCCUCAGACGUCCAGCUGCGUGACCAAACGGACAGCAGGGACCCCGCGGGCGCCAGGAGCGACUGAGAGCAGGUGCCAGAAGUCAUACAUCCUCCCAUAGUGAACUGACCAGCUGUACCUGAGUGUGGACACCAUGGAUACAAUAAACUUCACUUUCUGGAACACCUCUGAGGGCAACGAGACCCUGGAGACGGUGGACGAAAGCCCGUAUAAGACCGUGGAGGUGGUGUUCAUUGUACUGGUGGCCGGCUCACUAAGCUUGGUGACAGUUAUCGGGAACAUCUUGGUCAUGCUCUCCAUCAAGGUUAACAGAAGCCUGCAGACUGUCAACAACUACUUCCUGUUCAGUCUGGCCUGUGCUGACCUCAUCAUUGGCCUUUGCUCUAUGAACCUGUACACAGUCUACAUUGUGAUUGGAUACUGGCCGCUAGGCCCGGUCGUGUGCGACUUGUGGUUGGCACUCGACUACGUGGUCAGCAACGCCUCCGUCAUGAACCUGCUAAUCAUCAGCUUUGAUCGAUACUUUUGCGUCACCAAGCCACUCAGCUACCCAGUGAAGAGGACGACCAAAAUGGCCGGGAUGAUGAUUGCGGCGGCUUGGGUUUUGUCCUUCAUCCUCUGGGCUCCAGCUAUCCUGUUCUGGCAGUUUAUCGUUGGCGGGCGCACGGUGCCAGAGAAGGAGUGCUACAUUCAGUUCUUCUCCAACGCAGCGGUCACUUUCGGCACGGCUAUUGCUGCUUUCUACCUGCCCGUCAUUAUCAUGAUGGUGCUGUACUGGCAGAUAUCCCGCGCAAGCAAGAGCCGUGUCAAGAAGGACAACCGCAAACCGUCAGGUGGCAACCUCGAUGUAGCAUCAUCCAAUCAGAUCCGCGCAAACACGGCCAACAAACCCACCAACAACAACCUAACAGCUGAAGAAACAGACAGAGGACAGACCCAGCUAACAGAUGACGCCGCCAACCAACACGAUGCCAAACUCCAGAACGGUAAAGCCCCAUCCACGGCAAGCGGAGAAGCAGAGGCGGAAGAUGGAGGACGAGGAAACUGCGUUCCUGCGGAGGAGAAAGAAAGCUCCAAUGACUCCACCUCUGGCAGCGGAGCUGUAACCAAUCAAAAGGACGAGGCGGCGCCAUCCAAAACCAAUGACAACCAGGCUCCCACGAGGCACCGCGCCAAAGCUGGAGGCUCCAAACUGACAUGCAUCAAGAUCAUGACCGAAUCGCCAAAAGGCGACUGCUGCACACCUUCGAACGCGACGGUGGAGAUCGUCCCGGCCACCGAGAGACAGAACCAUGUAGCGAGGAAGAUCGUGAAGAUGACCAAGCAGCCGCCCAAGAAGAAAAAAGCACCAUCCUCUCGGGAAAAGAAGGUGACGCGCACCAUUAUGGCCAUCCUGGUGGCCUUCGUGGCUACUUGGACGCCAUACAACGUGAUGGUCCUCAUCAACACCUUCUGCUCCAGCUGCAUUCCCAACACGGUGUGGACCAUCGGAUACUGGCUCUGCUACAUCAACAGCACCAUCAACCCCGCUUGCUACGCCCUCUGCAACAUCACCUUCAAAAAGACCUUCAAACACCUGCUGCUCUGCCAGUACAAGAACAUACGCUCGGCCCGAUGAGCAGUAACGUGUGUGCAUGAGUUAUAUUUCACAUGUGUGUUCUGGUCACAAAGGUACAUGUGUGGAUGUGUUUCUAUGUGUGGAAAGAUAAAGUAAACUGAAGAGUUUAUUUGCAAAAACAGAUUACUAAUUUCCUUAAAUCAUGUUUCUAUUGUGUUAUCAUGUUCUUAUUGUGUUUUAGUGUGUGUAUUUUAAGCUAUUAUUAUUUAAUCAAAACAACCCAACUGUAAUUUGAUAUCAAAUGGAAUGCAGAAAAAAAAAGAAAAAAGAAAACAUGAUUUAUUUAUGAAUUAUCUGUUUUUGUAAAUGAACUCUUCAGUUACAAAUUGAAGACUGACCCAUCAACAACCAUCAUGUACAAAGUUUUAAGAAUCCCUCAUCCUUGUAGUUUGGCGAAUUUGACUCUAUUUUAACAUAUUUCACCAUGUUUAAAUCACAGAUUUCCCCUAAAAUAAGGGUGAAAAGUCUGGGCGAGUGUGUGAUUGCAUUUAUUGUUUUUUAUAUAUAUAUAUAAAUAGAAAAUAUGUUGUAGCACUUUACACAUGCAUAGGGGUGAUGCAUGUCAAAAAAAGACAAAAAAAGUGCAAAAAUAUUUGAUUUAUAGACAAAAAUUUUAAAAGUACAAAAAAACAACCCCAAUACGAGCAUAUAGAUGGUCAGAUUGGAGUCUGUACUAUUCAAUAAUACACAUAUAAGGGGACAACAGGGCUGACUGAAGAUCCAAACCAAACGAGUUUGAGCUUCAGUCUUAAAUCACACCUGUAUAUACGUGUAUAUAAUUAUGUACUGUAUCCGUGUUGUGUGUGUGGUUGCAUGCUGGAAGUCUGUAGCAAAAGUCAACAUGAAACCUGUUUACUUCUGUAACCCGAGUGAAAUUCAUCCAUAUAGUGUGAUUUUAUUUAGAUUGCAAAGACCAUUUUAAUUCUGUGCACCAUUGAAUCUUGUAAAAUAAGACCAGAAACAUGCAUUCAGGAAGUAAACAGGCUCAUCUUGACUUUAAAGCUUUAUUAAACACAAGCACGUUCGAUGACAGGACGACAGGUAGCUGGUUGCAGGGCUUGUGUCUGUUUGUCGCAUGUGUGUGCUCUCCGAGAGCAAUAAGAGGGUUGAAGAGGCUCUCCGGUGUGCCCGUAUGUUAAAGUGGAUGAGCUUUGAGUGCUCGGGGUCUCCAGGGAUGCAAAUCUAAACCUUUUAAAGUGAACAGACGCGCAGGAUGAAGAGGCUCUCACAGACACGCAGCCAUUAGCAUCCACCUCACCUCUGCUUUGCAUUUACACAAAACAGUUCACUCACGCUUGGGUAAAAAAAAAAAAAAAAGGAAAAUACCAGCUACGUGAGCGCUAAUUCAGGAGACACUUGAAACCGGCUUGUGAAACUGAAAAAUCCUUAUUAAAAGGUCAAAACGAUUGAUUGCUUUCUGCCUGAUUGUAAAUGACAUGAGGACCAUGCAGAUCCAUGCAAAAGUGCUGCCUGAAGACAUGCGGUGUCCUGAUGACCUGAUCUGAUCUCUAGGUUCAUGAUCCGCCUGCAGGCAACGUGUUUGAAAGCAUGUGUGUGUGUGUGUGUGUGUGUGUGUGAUCACCCCGACAAGGGGUUUAACAUAACUCACAGGUUCUCGCCUUGUGAAUUUAAAGGGCUAAAGUACAUAAGCUUCCUCAUCUCAUUACCAGACGCCAAGUCAACAUUAGUUGUUUUUGAUUCAUUAAAACAGAUUAACAGAAUCCCCGCUCAGAGCAGAGGAUCAUGGGAAAUGUCACUCAAUCGAUGACAGAGCAGCAGCUCAUAAAUUUGACAGUGAUGCAUGCUGGGGGAAUACAGCUCGUGUGCGAUAGAUCAGAAAAUGCAAGCGGCAAUGCACUCAAAACACCACAGCUACUGUAGUAAAAUCAUAGUAAAGUAAGCUGAAUCUCCUUCUAACUGCUCUAGAACAUAUCAUCCAGCAUUUUUCCUUCCUGAAUCACGAUUACAUCUAUGGGACAUUAGAAAUCUCUGGUUAACAUGGUACAUUUCUGCAGGAGGUUGCAGAGAUACUACAAUAUAUAUGAAGAUUAAUCAUCUGAUUCACACAUAGACACAUUCAUUCUCAUCCCAUCUGUUACGGUCGUAUCUCAUAACAUUUUUAAAGUAUGACAUUGAUAUCUUUCCAAAUAAUGCACACAUAUACUGUUAGUAUAGUCUCUCUUUCUUGCGAUUACUUCAUACAUACAGCUUCAUAUAUAACAGCAUCAUGCAUAAUGAUGUUUCGCUGUGCAAUAUUGUGACACACUGUGUGUUUGCUACUGUAGUCUUUGUUCUGGCAGUGACAGUGUAAAAUAAAGAGAAAUAGUACGUAAAGUGCACAAUUUCCUCCACUAAAAUUAUUCAUCCUGAAAACCCUCCACAUUCGAUCAUUUUACAGUCAUUUGACACUUCAGUGCAGACAUUUACAGACACGUAGACGAAGAUGUUGUGCUGACUGAUGAGACGUCUCCUCGUCUUACAUGGAAAUGGAUUUUAAAUGGGUUUAAAGUCACCAUAAAAUUUUUAUGGAAUAUUGUGGCAGGGUUAUUAUCGUUAACUAAAAGUAAAACCAUAAAAACUGUUUUCCUUGAAGCAAAAUAAACAUUAACUGUAAUAAAAACCAUAUUUUAUUGUAUCAAGUUGCCUAAGAAACUAAAACUAAAUGAACUAAGACUAAUACAUAAACAUUAAUGCAAACUAUAGACAUAUUUAAAAGAAUAAUAAAUAUCAACAACAAAAAAAACUAUAAUAGUCAAUGAUCAAUGAUUUGAACAAAAUCAAGUUCUGUCCUUAUUCAAGAAGCCGUCUGACUCAGAUAUACGUCAAUGCAACUUCUGUUUUGUGCAGACUUUGAACAAAAAUGAAGUAAAAAUCACAGGAUCGCAAUCUGAAUGACUUGUUGGCGCAGUAAGAUGCACAAAAAUAUGUAAUGCCUAUAUAUGCAAAGUGCAUAUUUCACAGGUCAUGAUGGUGACCAGAAUAUAUCUAGGGAAACGUUUAAGACAUGAUGACCUGUAAAAUAUGUACAUUGUAUUUUACAAGUCUAAACAGAAUGGUUAAAAAGGGAAUUUAAAAAAAAUGUUUUACUUUAUUAGUUUGCUUAAAUUGUUAUUUUAAAAUGCAUGUACAAAAAUAAUAUUAGUUAUUAUAUUAUUUCUUCAUACCAUAGACAGUUAAUCAUAGUGACCAAACUUAGCACACAGAGUCAACUAAACUCAUAUAAACAGUGCUUUAAGUGGGCCGGUACGCACCUGUACUCAGUACCACCACUUCCAAAUAUAGCUCUUGAGCAUACCAACACCUCUCUGUGUGCCCAGAACGUUCUUUUAGCGUACCGGUACGUUCAUUUGGACAUCUGUUUUAAUAGAGGGUUUAAUCCUUUGCCUUCACUGCCGCUUUUCAGAGCGCCCUUCACAAUCCACUAUUCCUAAUUCUUCCUAGUUCCUAAUUCUUCCUAAUUCUUCCUAGUUCGGAGUAUGGAGCGUUGAAUCAUUUGAACCAGUUUGGGAGUUCGGCGCAGGAUCGCGAAUAAUUUGAGUCAGUUCAGGGGUUCGGAGUAGCUUCGCGGAUUAUUUGAAUCAGUUCGAGAAAUCGGAGCGGGUUCGCGAAUCAUUUGAGUCGGUUCGGGAGUUCGGAGUGGGUUCGCGAAUCAUUUGAGUCAGUUUGGGGAUCACAAAUCAUUUUAAUCAGUUUGGGAGUUCGGAGCUGCUCCGCGGAUCAUUUGAAUCAAUUCGAGAAUUCGGAGCGGGUUCGCGAAUCAUUGAGUCAGUUUGGGGAUUGCAAAUCAUUUGAAUCAAUUCGGGAGUUCAGAGCGGCUUCGCGGAUAAUUUGAAUCAAUUCGAAAGUUCGUAUAGGGUUCGCGAAUCAUUUAAAUCAGUUUGGGAGUUCGUAGCGGGUUCGCGAAUCAUUUGAGUCAGUUCUGGAGUUCAAAGCGGGUUUGCAAAUCAUUUGAGUCAGUUUAGGGAUCGCGAAUCAUUUGAAUCAGUUCGGGAGUUCGCUAUGGGAGUUCGUAGCGGGUUCGCGAAUCAUUUGAGUCAGUUCGGGAGUUCGGAGCAGGUUCGUGAAUCAUUUGAGUCAGUUUGGAAGUUUGAAUGCAGUAGCUCUUUCUAAGGGUAUUUUUUCAAAAUCCUUUUGCACAUUUUAUUUAUGUUCAGUUGUUCUUUCUAUCUCAAGCAAAUCCACAAACUAAUAAAAGUCUUAAUUUAUUAAGGUUGCCUGUUGACUGCUGUAGCCUAUAUAAAAGCCCUUCAGUAUAGUUGUUGUUACCUCAGGGGAUGAGGGGAAUCAUCCAAAAAAAAAACAGAAAAUAUUUUUGGCUAUAAUAGUACCGGCACCUCUUUUGGGCCACUUAAAGCACUGCAUAUAAACAUGUGAUUGUUAUAAAAAAUCAUGGUCUGGAUUUGCUAUCCAUAAACUGACUGUAUAUUAGAACUGUAAGAUUCAUCUUAUCUGUGUGAAAGUGUCUAAUAAAAGCUGUUAUUCAGAAAAGAGCCGGGUGUCUCAACACAUUUGGCUAUAUAGGCUGUGUAGUGCACUAGCAAGCUAGCUAGACAGGGUGCUUAAACUUCAUCAAUACAAAGAAAAUGGCUAUUUGUAGGUUAUAAAAUAUAUCUAUAUAUACUUACAUUCUUAAUUUUGGGUGUCUAAAAUCCAUUUAAUCCACAUAAUUGACUCAUUUUGUGCCUCUUCCUGCUAAGCAAGGUUAACUAAAGGUCCUUCCUCUGAUUGUAGAGAGAGCCAAUCACAGUUUAGCGUUUUGGAGUGACACCUGGAGUGGCCAAUCAGAUUGAGCUACAGCUACAUCCAUCUAAACACACCUAAUGAAUAUUUUUUUCUUCUUCUUUUUUUUUAUUAUACAUGUGUGUUCAGGUCCAUCUUCAUCAUAAUCAUCCUUAUGACAGCACAAUUAAUACUAAAGGGCUUAAAUGUAUUUUCUAAUCUAUUUAAAUGUAUGAAAUGAAUGAAAUCUCUAUUCUAGCGUUCAGUGUGGGUGUUCUCAGUUUCUAGAAACAUCCGUAUUUUUUUAACUUUUGUUAAAAAAUAGUGUUUGUGUGCAUGUUAUUGUUUGUUGUUAGUUUUAUGAAAGGAAAGCACAAGUGUGUGUGUGUGUGUGUGUGUGUGUGUGUGUGUGCGCGCUCUGCAGGCUCGUGACCCAGAGGUCAGCGCAGGAAAGUGCAUGUUCGCUCACACUGUGUUUAUAACGCGCCCCUGAAGCACCUCGAGCCUUUUGUGUGUUUCUAAUAUUCUAUGUAACUAUAUUGUGUGUUUGUUUGGUUUAUGAAUGCUGCCUGUGUGUGUGUGUGUGUGUGUGUGUGUGUGUGUGUGUGUGAGAGAGAGAGAGAGAAACUAAAAUCUAGCGUGGAACGGCUGCCAAAAACACACAAUGACCUAUCGAAACAAACGAAUAACACACACUGAAGCGCAGUCGUUAUCAACUCACUGAUGCUUUUCUAUAACGUUUUUUUUUUAUGUAAAUGAUAAAUGAUUAUAUAGAAGACGUACAAUAUUUCAGCGCUGAAGAAUCAAGCCAUACAUGGAUAUUAUUCGACUGAGACUCCAGACAGACAACAAGGAGAGCGAGGACUUUAUGGAAGCAAACUUCAAAGUUUAUUUAUUUUAAAAAAAAAUUUUUAAUUUUUGGUUUAUUUAUGACAAAGAGAUCUAAGAACCACGAACAUAUUUCACACAAGUACUCAAAGUCUCAUUCAGCUUACUGUGGAGGUGAAAAACCCCAUGCAGUCCUCAAGGCCAGGGGUUGAUAAAAUGUUUGUGUAAUCUGGCACACUUUUAGUGAUGUUCCAGAUGUUAUUCAUCAGGUAGCUGUGAUAAAACACAUUCAAAUUGUUGCUCCACCAUGGCAGUAGUUGAGACAAUUCUGUCAUAUUUUACAAAGCAAACACACACACACACACACAGUCAAGUUUGCAUAUUACAGCAUAGUUACUCCAGCAGUGGAAAGUUUGGACCCAACUAACUGAGAACGUUCUGGCAAAAGUUAUGUUCCAGUAACAUGAAUAGCAUGUUUAUCCAAAGUUAUCUGGUAUUUUACAAUGUGAUCAAAACAUUAUUUAUACAUCAUUCAUGGAACGCGUUUUCCUGAAAUGUUUGUUCAUCUAACAGUUUUUUUUUUAAAUGUUACUAGUUUUAGAACUUUCAAAAAGUAACAGUUUGCAAACUGAUUAAAUGGAACGUUCCCUUAACAUUUGUGAAACAUUUAAAAAACGGGAUGUUUUGAACAGGUUUUUCAUAACCUAAAUGGGAACGUUAACAAAACGUUGAUAAAACAUAUGUUUGUCAGUUGGGGAAUCAUUAGGAUUUUUGUUAAUUUUUAUUCUCUUCUGCUCAUCAAGGUUGCAUUGGUUUGAUUAAAAACAGGCUUACAUAAAACACAGUAGUAUUGUGAAAUAUUAUUAUGAUUUUAAAGAACUGUUUUAUAUUAUACGUGUAUAUUUUAUAAUUGAAUUCCUGUGAUGCACUACUCCAGUCUUCAAUUUUUCUUUUGUAAAAUGCUUUUGUUCAUUAAAGACGCAUUAAAUUGUUCAAAAGUGACAGCAAAGACAUUUAUAAUGUUAUAAAAGUUUUCUAUUUCAAACAACAGUUUCUAUUCAUCAAAGAAUCCUAAAAAAAUGAAUUGUAUCAUGGUUUCCACUAAAAUAUUCAGCAGCACGGCUGUUUUCAACAUCGAUAAUAAUCAGAAAUGUUUCUUGAGCAGUAAAUCAGUAUAUCAGAAUGAUUUCUGAAGAUCAUGUGACACUGAAGACUGGAGGAAUGAUGCUGAAAAUGUAUCUUUGAUCACAGAAAUAAAUUAAAUGUUUUACUAUGUGUGACCCUGGAGCACAGAUAUAUUUGUAGCAAUAGCCAAUGAUACAUUGUAUGGAUCAAAAUGAUACAUUUUUCUUUUAUGUCAAAGAUCAUUAGGAUAUUAAGUAAAGAUCAUGUUCCAUGAAGAUAUUUUGUGAAUAUCCUACCAUAAAUAAAUCUUUUUUUUUUUUUGCUCCCUCAGAUUCCAGAUUUUCAAAUAGAUGUAUCUCAGCCGAAUAUUGUCCUCCUCACAAACCAUGUAUCCAGCUUUCAGAUGAUGUAUGAAUCUCAAAACUUCAACAAAUUUAGGCUUAUGACUGGUUUUGUCCAGGGUCACAUACAGUAUAUUCCCACGUGAAACGCAUUUCAAAUUGAAACAACAACUCACACCUGCCGUGUAUUUUUUAUUAAUAAUACUCGUGUGGAGUAUGUUUCUGGUCUAAGGCAGUUGAUCCGAGCACAAUGGACUUGAACAGAACACAAGAGUCUCUCGACGUAACAUUACAUCUUAAAAAGGUAGCACUCCUGUCAAAAACAGUGAAGGGUGACACAGCAGCCAAAGACGGCCAUGUGUGUGUGUGUGUGUGUGUGUGUGUGGAGACCCUCCUGAAGCACAGAGACCUACCAAAACCUCUGAUAUCUGCUGACCCUGUAAAUACUUUCUUCUCAUCGCUGCUUCUGUUCACUGCGACUCGUGGCUUCCAUCAGUAGACGUGUGCUUUGUUAUCAGAUUAAUGUUUGUAUUAUACUAUAUAGUCUAUAUGUGUAGCACACAUGAUGUGUAAAUACAUGUGUUUAUUAAUGAAUAUGAAUGUUAUCGAUCUUAUCUUUAUUAGGGCAAUGGUGAGCGCUGAUGAAACAUGAGGUGUAUUAAUAAGAUUUGCUGUAUCGUGUGAUAUAUAUAUACUUUUGGAGAAGAGUUCUAGCAAAUAAAGCUGUAAUGAUGAAUUCCUCA